Molecule: messenger RNA, 748 nt
Organism: Onthophagus taurus
Lineage: Eukaryota; Metazoa; Arthropoda; Insecta; Coleoptera; Scarabaeidae
Product: ribosomal protein L19
Biological process (GO): translation
Cellular component (GO): ribosome; cytosolic large ribosomal subunit
Molecular function (GO): RNA binding; structural constituent of ribosome
Source: RefSeq, a predicted model, not a curated record
CGUCUCCGCGUAUAACUUCACACCGAACACCAUCUUGUACUCUCUCUUGUUGUGUAUGAGUGGUGCGGUGCACAUUGCUCAUUAUGAGUUCUUUAAAGUUACAAAAGAGGCUUGCAGCCUCUGUUAUGAGAUGCGGGAAGAAAAAGGUUUGGUUAGAUCCAAAUGAAAUAAACGAUAUUGCAAAUACAAAUUCCAGGCAAAAUAUUCGUAAACUCAUCAAGGAUGGGUUGAUCAUCAAAAAACCUGUCGCCGUCCACUCCAGGGCUAGGGUUCGUAAAAACACUGAAGCUCGUCGUAAAGGAAGGCAUUGCGGUUUCGGUAAACGCAAGGGUACCGCCAACGCACGUAUGCCCCAAAAAGAAUUGUGGAUACAACGCAUGAGAGUAUUGAGAAGACUCCUAAGAAAAUACAGGGAUGCCAAAAAAAUCGAUCGUCAUCUGUACCAUUCAUUGUACAUGAAGGCGAAAGGUAAUGUAUUCAAGAACAAGAGAGUCUUAAUGGAAUAUAUUCACAAAAAGAAAGCUGAAAAGGCGCGUGCAAAGAUGUUGAAUGAUCAGGCUGAGGCGAGAAGGACGAAGGUUAAGGAGGCGAAGGAACGCAGGAAAGAACGUAUCGCGACAAAGAAGCAAGAGGUGCUUCAAAAUUACGCCAGAGAAGAUGAAGCCGCGGCAGCGACGAAAAAAUAAACAUGUUAUUUUAUUAACUUGUAUGCGGUUAGAAUAAAUCUUCUCUAUGGUUAAGUAAAAAA